CUGUGGCAAAUCUAGCAUGAUAAUCCAAGCCCCCACGAAGGACAGUGUACUCCAAUGCAAGUAUCCUGCGCAAAACCCAUUUGCGAUGGGGAGAUCAUCAUAUAUGCCUCGUAAUCGCCCUGCUCUUCCAUUUUCCUCGGGCCGUGCUUCCUGUAUUGCUAAACUGGAUACCAAGGCUUCUGAAAUAAAUUCUCCAAACAGAAUUCUUCAGCCAUUGAAACUGUACAACCCAAUGAGCAGUAGACAUCAUUUAUCAUCAAAGAAAUUAGCCAGACAUAAACCUAAUGGCCCAGACUCCAACUUGAUGGAAGAAGCUAGUGAGUCUUCUAGCUGUGCCACUCCCAUGUUGAUUUCUGCUGGAGCUUCCUGUACUUUGAAACCAAAUACCAGAACUUUGAGCAUGCAAUCACCUAAAGAUGUGUCACGACCAUCUAACUAUCCCUCGAGCAGUAUUCGCACUCCAUCUGAAAAGCUAUGGCAAUCGAGCCACACACCUGCUACCCCCUCCAGUGUGGUUGCAAAUUACAAGUAUGUGAAAUGGUCAGAUGCUCGCUCUGUUAAAGGCAAGGAUACUGACAGGACUGCAUCGGACAAUGAAAAGGAUCCAAUGGAUCAGAUAGUAGUUUGUCUUUUCAAUGAUCCUGAGGAUGCAAAUAAAAAAGAGAAAGUACUAGAGACACCAAGCCUGAAGCAAGAACUAGAAGGACCAAAAUCUCAGGAGAGCCCAGCACUUGUGGACCUAAAGCUGGAAAAACUAAAGGUAUAAGAACCAGUGCUAAUGACAUAAUUUAAACCUGAUUUUAAAAAUAUCGCUACCAGUGAUAUUGACUUGGCAUCACUUGGGUAUUAUAAGUACUUUGUUAACUUUCUUCUUUUCCCAGUAAUUUUGUAUUGAGACAGUGCUAGUGGGAGACUUGAAGCAAAACGCAGCCCCUUUGAGCCUACCACAUUAUUACUACUUUUUUAAAGCUUUGAACAAAUGAAAACAGCAAAUUAUUCUACUUUGCCAUUGCAUUUGUUAGCUUAAUUUAAAGUUCUGAGUGGGAGAA
Molecule: messenger RNA, 1049 nt
Organism: Hypanus sabinus (Atlantic stingray)
Lineage: Eukaryota; Metazoa; Chordata; Chondrichthyes; Myliobatiformes; Dasyatidae
Exons: 7
Coding region: 17-766 (249 amino acids)
Source: RefSeq, a predicted model, not a curated record